Messenger RNA from Pantherophis guttatus, 4084 nucleotides. It is a transcript of the gene USP3, whose product is annotated as ubiquitin specific peptidase 3. The record is from RefSeq and is a predicted model, not a curated record. Gene Ontology annotation, biological process: protein deubiquitination. Gene Ontology annotation, molecular function: cysteine-type deubiquitinase activity; zinc ion binding. Lineage: Eukaryota; Metazoa; Chordata; Lepidosauria; Squamata; Colubridae.
GUGCGUGGGGCGACGCAGGGCGAGGAGCGGAGGAGGCCGGCGGGCAUCGGCGGCGCCGCCAUGGAGUGCCCGCACCUGGGCGGCAGCGUCUGCCUCGCGCCCGACUCGGCCAAGUUCCCGCAGGGCUCGCCCUCCUCCUGGUGCUGCAGCGUGUGCCGCUCUAACAAAAGUCCCUGGAUUUGCCUGACUUGCUCAAGUGUCCACUGUGGAAGGUAUGUAAAUGGCCACGCCAAGAAGCAUUAUGAAGAUGCUCAAGUUUCUUUAAUGAACCACAAGAAAGCAGAAAAGCAAGAAAAGGUUCAGCACUUGGUGUGCAUGGAUUGUAGUAGCUACAGCACCUACUGUUAUCGCUGUGAUGACUUCGUGGUAAACGAUACCAAGCUAGGCCUGGUGCAGAAAGUCCGGGAGCAUCUACAGAACUUGGAAAACUCAGGUUUUACAGUAGACCGACAUAGGAAAAGAAAGCUGCUUGAAAGUGCCUCGGUAAACAGCAAGUUAUUAAAAGUAAAUGGGAGCCCCACAAGCUUGUGCGCCACAGGCCUUCGGAACUUGGGGAACACGUGUUUCAUGAACGCCAUCCUUCAGUCCCUCAGUAACAUUCCACAGUUCUGCUGUUACUUCAAAGAGCUGCCAGCGGUGGAACUUCGGAACGGGAAGACUGCAGGCCGGCGGACGUACCACACGCGGAGCCAAGGAGAUAACAGCGUUUCCCUGGUGGAAGAAUUCCGGAAGACCCUCUGUGCUUUGUGGCAGGGAAGUCAAACCGCCUUCAGCCCUGAAUCCCUGUUUUACGUUGUUUGGAAAAUCAUGCCCAACUUCAGGGGGUACCAGCAGCAAGAUGCCCACGAGUUCAUGCGCUACCUCUUGGACCACCUGCACCUGGAACUGCAGGAGGGCUUCAACGGGGCUCCUCACCCAGCCCUUGUGCAAGAGAACGCUGGUCUCACUGCCAGCGGCCGAUGCUGUGUGAAUGGCACUUCUACCGUUGUCACAACUAUCUUCGGAGGCGUCCUUCAGAAUGAAGUCAACUGCUUGAUAUGUGGAACUGAAUCCAGAAAGUUUGAUCCAUUCCUAGACCUCUCACUAGAUAUUCCAAGUCAGUUCCGGAAUAAACGUAACAAGAACCAAGAGAAUGGACCAAUCUGCACGUUGCGGGAUUGUCUCCGUAGCUUCACUGACCUGGAAGAACUUGACGACUCGGAGCUCUACAUGUGUCACAAAUGUAAGAAGAAACAGAAGUCCACCAAGAAGUUCUGGAUGCAGAAGCUACCCAAAGUGCUCUGCCUGCACCUGAAACGCUUUCACUGGACAGCCUACCUGAGGAACAAGGUGGACACCUUUGUCGAGUUCCCUCUGCGCGGCCUGGACAUGAAGUGCUACUUGCUGGAGCCGGAAAACAGUGGCCCAGACAGUUGCCUCUAUGACCUCGCGGCUGUGGUUGUGCACCAUGGGUCAGGGGUCGGUUCUGGGCAUUACACGGCGUAUGCGACUCACGAAGGGCGCUGGUUCCAUUUCAACGACAGCACGGUGACGCUGACAGACGAGGAGACGGUCUCGAAAGCCAAGGCCUACAUCCUCUUCUACGUUGACCGGCAGGCUAAGUCUGGAUCCGAGAAACUUUAAUGCCUCUCUCUGCCUGCCCUGUGCAUAUCAAGUCCAAUGGACAAAACAUUUCCAGUUCUCCACAGAUACUUGAUCCGAGACUCUUGAUUUCAUUGUGCACUUUUCAAAAUUUUUUUGUGGGUUCUAGUUUUAUUACAUUGUCGGUAGUAGCAUUUGACUUAUUAAAAAAUGGACAUAAGCUAACUUUGUGGUUAGUUAUACCGGAAAAAAAGGCAAAACCUCUGCAGAUACUGAUGUGCUGCUUAAACUCAAAUUUUAUACAUAGUUUCAAGAGCGACUUUUAUGUUUGACUUUCCUGUCUCCGUGUUCUGGUUUGCUUUCUAAAGGCACAUUAUUUCCACGAGGGAAACUUGAAUCCUUUUGAUGAACACAAGUCUGGGUGCUCUGUUAGGAAAGGCCGCAAGGGCCUCGGUGGGUCUCCCAGGAUCAAGGACUUGACCCCCGGCCCAAACGGGAUACAGGCACGGACUUUGGGGUCUCCCCUUCUUUCUUUAAGGGGCUGAACGGGGCUGCAUUAAACAGGCCAUGUAACUGCUGCUAUUUUUGUUUCUCCGAAAGCUGUUUUUUUAGUCUGUAGAUUGUACUUCAGUAGAUGGCUGCAUUGUUUGUAAUAGAAACUCUUUUUUAAAAAAUACUUUAUAUGGAUACGGAAAAUUACUAUUCUGCUGCAAUUAAGGUACCAAAAAUCAGAAUUCAGGAUCAGCUACUCAUUUUGCUGGCGCAGUGUCUAGACUCACUCCGCAAACGUCACUCUUUGACCUCCUGGCUUGAGAUUAUUUGGAAGAAGACGAGAAGAUGAGCAUUCUACGCUUUUCUCGCAGAAACUGCCAUCUUGGGCCACUGAAACUCUGAAGAGCUUUGGAAGAGAAGACACGGGUGAUGACUUUCCAGGCUGUGCUUUUCUUGAGACUCCUGCAUGGAAGAGGCUUUUUUAAAGCUGGUUUUCCCCGAGGGAAAGAACGAAAGUCCCUGGUUGCAUUUGUUCCAAUCAGCCAAACGUGUAAAGUUUUGAAUUCUGCAGAAUUCUUCAAUUCAAGGAGGGCAGGGCAGGGCAGGGGAGCCCGAAAGGGACGUGGGGGGUGGGGCAUGAGGUGGAAUACGCCAGUAGCUGAACAGGAACAUGCCCCCUCCCCAGCAAGGAGGAAGGCGUGGCUGGCCCUCCCCUCCCCUGGCAUAAAAAUCCGGGCUCUGAGAGGCAGGCGGUGUUUCCACAGUGCCCAGGCUGAGGGAGCCGGAGCUGCAGACUCACGGAAGAGCUGUAGGAACCCCCUGGAAGUCUUGCUCCCCCUUCCCACACAGGUAUAAACAAAAUUGGGUGGUCCAGGAGAAAAGGAAGCCCAGAUUCACAAUGUCCAAGCUGGAUUCCGUUUUGUGAGUCGGUUGUGACAUCACCUUCCCAUGUUGUGUAUCAUUGCAAUCAAUUGGACCCUUUUCCUGAGUUUUUCUUUGUUUGGCCGGAAUGCAGCCAUCUUCCCACCAGGGGGCGCUCUCUUACUGCCAGUUGGGGAAGAAGCUCAGCUUCUCUGCUUGCACCUGGGGCCUCCUCUGCCCCCCUCCGUGUGCCCACAGAUGCCAGAGAGAAUGGGUAGCCCUGCACAAGGCGGCUGCUCGAGGAGAUGGCUGUAGGGAUGCCAGGUUUUCUCCUUCAGGUUAGCCCAGCGCUUAACUCGCACUCGACUCUCCCGGGCCUCCCUGUUACGAGCUGCACUGCUCCAAGGCAGAAGGUCUGGCCAAGGUGCCUGUCUUGGCAGUGUCGAUGGCCCUUGCCCCCUCCCGUUCCCUGGCUGCAAUGCCACUCUUCCCCCAGCAAGGACAAGGGAAGCCCUUCUUCCUUUCGUCCCUGCCUGGCUUUGCCAAUGGACAGAUGGAUCUGCAAGUUGUGGCGACACAAGGGAUUUCUCUUCCUGGUGGAGAGUUGUUGAUCGGCUGGAUUUUGCUCUGAGUUGAAGCAGCCCAACCCGAAACAGUAUUGGAUUUUUGCCCCUCUUUAAAGCCUCUCUUCUCAUGGGGUGGGGGCUUGUUCUUGGCCAGGCCAGCUAUGCUGUCCCUGCAGGGGGCCUUGGCAGGAAUAGGCAGGCGGCCAUGGAGAUGCUGGCCUCCCCCUCCCUGCCCACCAUGGCUGUUGUCACCUGAAGGGCUCCUGCAGCCUGCUUCCUCCGGGGCCCUCCUGUCGCCUGCUUCUGCUGGACGUUGGCAUUGCCAAAGUGCUCCACUCAAGGCUGGGGGCCCCAGAAGGCCCCGUAGAGGAGCAGGACAAGGCUGGCUUCGUGCUCAGUCUGCACAGUGUGCGUUCUUUCUGGUUCCAGUGUGUGUUGUGUUCUCGGGCUCAUGUGCAGCCCAGGGGCUUCUUUGUUGGCCAUUUAACUUUCAUGUAUACAUUUGGUGAGUGGUUGUCUUCAGCGCAUUUGUUGGUGAUCUUGACCAUGGUUGAAACUCCUAAAAUAUAUUCCUCUCCACGUUA